This is a messenger RNA of Paramuricea clavata, 880 nucleotides long. The record is from the annotation of a GenBank genome assembly. NCBI's taxonomy places the organism in Eukaryota, Metazoa, Cnidaria, Anthozoa, Malacalcyonacea, Plexauridae.
AUGAUGGAGAGCGCUGUUAGUCAAGUUCUUAAAAAGAUUGAAAUCUUUGUUGAGGGCUAUCUUUCGUCCCCAAAUAGAGAUUCGUAUAGAAUGGUGGAGUAUUUAGUCGCUGACGAGGGAAAAUUAAAGUGGUUGGGCUCUCUGGAGGACUUAAAACUUUUUAUGAAGUCUUCGCUUCGCAUCGACGGUAGAUGGUGGCAACGCCAAAAAAUUUACGCUCAAAUCAGUCGAACUUUAUCAGCAGUUUGGCUUCGUUUGGUAUUGCAGAAAGCAGAAUACGAUAGUGUUUCAGGGCGAUCCUGAGAGCGUUGAAUCAGCGAAAUCAAAAAUUAUUUCGAUUGCAAACAAACAUGUAAACAAAGAGACUAUAUCGAUCGCUGUGAGUCAACAGUUAUUUUAUGAGGUGAACCGGCAUGUGCGUAGAUUAGAGCCGUGUUGUGAAGAAUUUCUGAGAGUUGAUUGUGAUGGUCCUGAUCGACGGGAGCAAGACCUGAACGUAACCUUUGUGGUUAAUGAAGAGGGCCAGACUGAAUAUACAUCGAGUUUAAUAAAUGGAUCUCGACAGUCUGCAUGCGCGUGUACAUGUAGUCAAGGUGAAAUUAUUGCAGAAAUAGAGGGUAUUAAACUAGAUUUGGCGUUCUUUAAGUCGCAAUCUUGUUUUGGUACAGAUAAUCAAUAUGAUUCUUUGCAAUCUAACAUUAAGUCAUUGCAAUCUACACAGAAAUCCCUUAAAAAUAUUAUUAAAACAAAAGACGAGACAAUAAAUUCACUUCAACAAGAAAUAUUUGUAUUUAAGUCCAAGCUUUUGACCUUGGAAACGCUAUUGUUUAAUGAUAAUCCUCAAUUGAACGCUUCCCUUGAUCUUGAUAGCCAGAUAUAA